Messenger RNA from Ipomoea nil (Japanese morning glory), 2111 nucleotides. RefSeq names its product heat shock factor protein HSF8-like. The transcript is spliced from 2 exons. Gene Ontology annotation, molecular function: RNA polymerase II cis-regulatory region sequence-specific DNA binding; DNA-binding transcription factor activity. Gene Ontology annotation, cellular component: nucleus. The coding region runs from base 238 to 1815 and encodes 525 amino acids. Lineage: Eukaryota; Viridiplantae; Streptophyta; Magnoliopsida; Solanales; Convolvulaceae. The record is from RefSeq and is a predicted model, not a curated record. Gene Ontology annotation, biological process: regulation of transcription by RNA polymerase II.
GGCCGUUCCCUCCGGGCUCCGGUCAUCCCUGUCCUUCACAUGCUCUCUCACUUACUUUCUCUCUCUAAAAAUUAGGGUUUUGGUUUACCAUCCAUGGUUCCCAUUUCAGGCCCCUCUGAAGCCCUAAUACAGUAAUACUAUACACAAUUGACCGGAAAUAGGCAAAUAUUGGAUGAUAAUUGCGCGGUCGACUGUUUUAGUUUUUUAUUUUUUUGAUUUUUUGAUUGCCCGAACGAAAUGGAGUUGAAUUCUAGUAGCGGCGGAAAAGGCGCCGCUGCAGGGGAUGGAGCUCAGCCGUCUCUUCCGCCGCAGCCGGCGCCGAUGCCGAGCACGAACUCUCCGCCGCCGUUCCUUGUGAAGACUUACGACAUGGUGGAUGACCCGAGCACGGAUAAAAUCGUGUCUUGGAGCCCUACUAACAACAGCUUCGUGGUUUGGGAUCCCCCGGAGUUCGCCAAGGACUUACUCCCCAAGUACUUCAAGCAUAAUAACUUCUCCAGCUUCGUUCGCCAGUUGAAUACUUAUGGUUUUAGAAAGGUCGAUCCGGACCGCUGGGAGUUUGCUAAUGAGGGAUUUUUAAGAGGUCAAAAACACCUGCUUAGAAGUAUUAGUCGGCGAAAACCUGCUCAUGGACAGAAUCACCCACAGCAACAACCACAAGGACAGAGUUCAUCUGUUGGGGCGUGUGUGGAGGUCGGGAAAUUUGGUCUUGAAGAGGAAGUUGAGAGGCUGAAGAGAGACAAAAAUGUACUUAUGCAAGAGCUUGUUAGGUUGAGGCAGCAGCAACAGUCUACUGACAAUCAGUUGCAAACAAUGGUGCAGCGCCUACAGGGUAUGGAGCAGCGGCAACAACAGAUGAUGUCGUUCCUUGCAAAAGCCGUAAACAGCCCUGGAUUUCUGGCACACUUUGUGCAGCAGCAAAAUGACAGCAAUAGGCGCAUAACUGAAGGGAACAAGAAACGAAGGCUUAAACAGGAAGUUGGUUUGGAUGAUCACUCUGUCAGCCCUGCCGACAGUCAGAUUGUAAAGUAUCAACCUAUGAACGAUGCAGCAGCGGCAGUGCUUCGGCAAAUAAUGAAAAUGGAUUCUUCUCCUAGACUGGAGAACUUUGGCAGCAGCAGUCCAAGUCCUGAUAACUUUAUGAUUAGUGAUGUUUCUUCUCAAUCUAAUAAUACAUUAGACCAUGGGAGUUCACCCAACCAUGUUUCAGGAGUUACACCGGUUUCUGGGCAGCCUUUUGUGCCUGCAACUUCCUCAGUUACUGGUCAAGGUUCACUACCGACUAUAUCUGAGAUUCAGUCUUCCCCACUCGUCAAUUCUGCUGAAAUGGCAAGUGAUCAAUUUUCAGAUAUAAGCCCACUGGUUGGAGCUCAAGAGUUGCCUCCUGUUUCGCUUUCUCCUUCACAUAUGAUGAUGCCAGAGAUUUCUCAGUUACGAGAUAUAGUGCCUGAAAGCAACAUGGAUAUCCUAGGAUCUGAAGCUUCGAGUGGUAAUCUUAUAGAUCCAACAUCACUGGUGGGGAAUGGGGGCAUGCCCUUAGAAAUUGAUGGAUUUUCUCCUGAUCCUCAAAUCGAGUGGCAGAAUGGCCUAAUGGAUGACGACAUACCUCUAGACUCCUCCUUCUGGGAGAAGUUUCUUCAGAGUCCACCACCUGUUGAGGUUGACCAGAUGGAUUCAACCAUAUUAGAAGAUUCUAUGGUCGAAGAAACCAAGAAAGUUGAAAAUGGAUGGAACAAAGCGGAUCACAUGGAACAGCUUACCGAACAAAUGGGGCAGCUAACUUCCAAAAACAACAAAGAUCAGCCUCCUCUCUAGACAAAAUGUAAAUGAGGUAAAAUCACAUUGUUUGUUAUACUACUUCACUUUUUCUAAUCAUGGGCCACUCCCCUAGCUUCCCAUUACAGAGCAUAUACUACUUUUUGUUUUGUAUUGGGGCCUUUAACCCUCUGCCUACUUUUCCUCUUUGUUUGUUGCUUAAUUAGUUUAUCCUUCCCUCCUUAGGCCAUGCUCUGUAGUGCAAGGUCCAGUGGACUUCAUUGGGAUGUGGUAUUGAAGGCUUCUUCCUUGUACUUUCACUUUGUUUCCCAUAAUGCAAUCUGUAGCUUAUUUUA